GACGCCGUAGCUCCGCCCGUCUUUCGUGCGCAUAGCCUGAAGUCUGGUGAUAUUGGGGUUCCUGUAAAGUAAUGUUAGCUGACUGAGUUUUGACAUUUGUAAACGAGACUGCGAUGGCUUCAUUAAAAGGGAAGAUUAUUACCGUUGUCGGAAGUGGGCUGAUCGGCCGCUCCUGGGCCAUGGUGUUCCUGAGUGGAGGAUACAAGGUCAAGAUCUAUGACAACGAACCAGGACAAGCAUCAGGGGCCAUCACAGAGAUCAGGAAACAGCUUGAGGAGCUUCAGCAAGCCAAAAUGCUGAGAGGAAAUCUCACGGCUGCACAGCAGUUGAGUCUUCUCAGCAGUCAUGAUGACCUGCUGCAGGCCCUAGAGGGAGCUUUCUUUGUCCAGAAUCAUUGUCUUUCAUCCAAGCGUGUAAUUCAGUGCGAGUUGCCAAAUGAACUUCUCUUUCUUCUCAUCCAGGACGGAGUGAUUUCAGUGAAGGACAUUGAUCUGGUGAUGUCUGAGGGCUUGGGCAUGCGCUACGCUUUUAUAGGUCCCAUUGAAACCAUGCAUCUCAAUGCACCAGAAG
This is a messenger RNA of Sinocyclocheilus grahami, 570 nucleotides long. RefSeq names its product lambda-crystallin-like. The record is from RefSeq and is a predicted model, not a curated record. The annotation marks the transcript as partial. NCBI's taxonomy places the organism in Eukaryota, Metazoa, Chordata, Actinopteri, Cypriniformes, Cyprinidae. The transcript is spliced from 4 exons. Gene Ontology annotation, biological process: fatty acid metabolic process. Gene Ontology annotation, molecular function: NAD+ binding; L-gulonate 3-dehydrogenase activity.